Ichthyophthirius multifiliis is the source of this 364-nucleotide messenger RNA. RefSeq lists its product as hypothetical. The annotation marks the transcript as partial. The record is from RefSeq and is a predicted model, not a curated record. The transcript has a single exon. NCBI's taxonomy places the organism in Eukaryota, Ciliophora, Oligohymenophorea, Hymenostomatida.
UAUAAAUAUUUUAUUUAAGAAUAAAAUUAAAAAUAAAAAAUGCUAGACGAUUCAAAGUUUUUCAAAUUAGCUUAGGAUUUCCCCAAAAAUCUUAAUAUAUAAUUAAAUCCUAAAUUAUACGUUACUAGAACAUGGUUUAGAAAUUAUUGGAUACUCGGUAUUUUUGUUCCAGUUGCUUAUUUUUUAUAUUAAUAACCACGUAUUUUCUUACCCUAUUAAUAUUAUCCUUAGAGAACUACUUAUUGUGCUAAACCAGAUUAUAUGAAUAAUUAGGUUGUAUUUUAUUCAAGAGUAAGAGCAAAUACAUUACAUGAUUUUUGAAAGAAGAAAAUUAUUUAUUUUUGUUAUUUUCUUUUUUCUUUUU